CCGUCAACCUGGGCGAGUUUAGCCGAAAUGCUUUCAGCCGUGAGGUGCAUGCUGUCCAAACUGGUCUCCCCGCUGUGGAGUAAAGCCCAGGCGGAGGCUAACGGCGGUGCUGCGGACUCGCAGACCAUCCGCCACCUCCCUGACGGCGUGGUGACCCAGCUGGGCCUGGACCACGGCCUCAUCGACGAUGCCAUCUACUUCACGAGUGGCGUGGUGCUGGGUGGGGUACCUCUCAAAGUAGGGGACGUGGUGAGCUGCAUUGCCGUGGCAGAUGGCGCCCAAGGCGGAUGGAGAGCCCUCAGGGUGGUGAAGAGUUCUGAUGCAUGGGAGGCUGAAGGAGGGACAUCUUUCGAGGACGAGUGCGCUCAGCUACGCCCUCUAAUUGGCACCGUCACAUCGUUUGACGGCGAGGGCGGCUACAUCAACCAGAACACUUAUUUCCUACGCUCCAGUCUAUGUGAAGGUUACGAGCCAGUGACAGGAGACUGGGUCCAAGCAAAAUAUUUUAUCAAUCCCAACCAGUGGACCACCCAGGCUCAAUCUGUUGCCCCGUUGCGCUAUUGCCGUCUUAAUCAGGUGUGUGUGACCAGCAUGUACGCUAACAAGGGAGUGGUGGAGGACAGCGUGUUCUUCUGCCUGGACUCUAUGCUGCUGCCUGCCUACUACAAGCCCUCACCGGGCCAUGUUGUCAACUUGGUAAUGAUGGAGAGCAACCAGUCCUUCUACCGCUGGAGGGCUCUGUGCAUGGCGCCAAGCACUCAGAGUUGGAAAGCAACCCUGACAAACAUGCCCACAGCUGCACUGGAGACCUUACUGGAAAACAAAGGAGGGUUGGAUGUAACUUGCUAUGGCCAGUUUGGAAAUUUGAUGGUGGGAGAACACAGGACGCUGGUGCUAUGGAUACAGAACAAAGGUUCAGAGACACACUGGCUCAAGUGCUGCGAAUUUGCCGGUUGGGACUCGGAACAACAGUUCUUUCUGAAUCCAUUCAAGAUGGGACCAAAAGAAAACCCCGGAUCCGACUCUGGUCCCAUUGUUGUGGAAGAACGAGGAAGUCAAGCUGAAGAGGCAGAUGGCAAGGAGACAAAGCCCUCUCUCAGUGUGAGGAGAGACGAAAGAGAGGCAGAGCUUCCUCCAGGAGAGCGACUGUCUAUUGUAGUGGGGUGCCAAGCAAAGAGCCUGGGAAGCUGUGCCGAGCUGCUGUUGCUGCACUUCUCCUCAUUUGUCAUCGGGAGGCGCCUGGAAGUGACUGUGUGCAGCAAGGACGAGAGUCUGCUGUGGCCUUGUGCGCCCUACAGUCCCGCCGAUGCCAAGCCCAUCCCGGCGGCGCCUUCUCAUGUGAUUACCCUCACUGCUCACCAUUCCACCCUUAACAGGCUUCCUAACCGCCGUCUGCCGUGCUUUCUGCCUUAUUAUGUGGUGCCGCAGCCUUUAAGAGACUGUGUGGCUGGGCAGAAGGACGUCUUGGUCGUCCAGCCCUGCUUAGGAGAGGUGCUGUCAGCCUCCAACGCGCAGGCCCGUUUCUCUACUCUGCUGUGGAUGGAGGAGCUUCAUGCUGAGAGAGAACUAGGAGAGUUCACCAUCCAAGGAGCGCAACUCAGGAAAGGAGCUGCCUACCUUCACCUGGAGGUCCUUGGCUCGGCUGAGGGGAGGCCCAAUCUCAAUAUAGGUGACAGAAUUGUACUGAAGAGUCCACAGAGUGACGGCAUUAUGAUGGAGUAUAUUAGCUAUGUUGCCGAGAUCAAUGACGAGGAUGUGAGUCUGAAAGUCAACCCAGCAUUUCAUCGGAGCUACCUUGGCGAGCCUCUCGAUGUGGAGUUCUCUUACAACAGGUUAACCAUGAGGCGCUGUCACCACGCAGUUGAGCAGAUCAAAUCCUUCAUGGAUAAUGGCACCGUGUCAUUAAACCACACCCCCAGCCCGGGCCAUUUCUUCAACCGUGACCUCAACCCUGCUCAGAAGGAGGCCGUGAAGAGAAUCCUGGCUGGAGAGUGUCGGCCCACCCCUUACGUGCUAUUUGGACCCCCUGGCACUGGGAAGACCAUCACCCUCAUAGAGGCCAUACUACAGGUGUACCACUUUCUUCCCAGCAGCCGUGUCCUCGUGUGCACGCCCUCCAACAGUGCGGCCGACCUCAUCUGCGUCCGCCUCCACGAUAGCGGCCUCAUGCACACUGCAAGCAUGGCCCGUGUCAAUGCUUCUUACAGACAGGAGAAGUGCAUCCCCGAGGUGCUGAGGCCGUACUCGAAGGCUGGCGAGGACCUCAGUCAUGCCUCUUUCCACCGCAUAGUGGUCAGCACCUGCUCCAGCGCUGGCCUGUUCUACAAUUUAGGACUCCAAGUCGGACAUUUUACUCACGUGUUCCUGGAUGAGGCAGGCCAGGCAACAGAACCAGAAUCUAUGAUUCCGAUCAGCUUCAUCUCAGAAAGUGAUGGGCAGAUAGUAUUGGCCGGAGACCCAUGCCAGCUGGGGCCGAUCGUGAAGUCCCAGAUGGCCUCCGCCUUCGGCUUGGGCUUGUCCCUGCUGGAGAGGCUGAUGGCCAAUUCGCUUUAUGGCAAACAGGAGUGGGGCUAUAACCCAAAGCUGGUGACAAAGCUGAUCUACAACUACCGUUCCCACGAGGCUUUGCUCACGUUGCCCUCUAAGCUAUUCUACCACGGAGAAUUGUGCGUCAAAGCCCCUAAAGCUGUCGUGGAGUCCCUCUCCCAGUGGAAAACUCUACCUAAAAAGGGCUUUCCUCUUCUCUUUCAUGGCAUCAGGGGCAAAGAAAUGAGGGAAGGUAACAACCCGUCGUGGUUCAACCCAGUGGAGGCUGUGCAGGUCAUGUUGUACUGCUGCCAGCUGACCAAGAAACUUUACAACCCUGUUGAUGCCUCCCAGAUUGGAAUCAUUUCCCCCUACAGGAAACAAAGUGAGAAGAUCCGCGUCCUUCUGGGUAAAGUGGGCCUGUCCGACAUCAAAGUGGGCUCCGUGGAAGAGUUCCAAGGACAAGAAUUCCUGGUCAUCAUCAUGUCAACAGUGCGCUCCAACGAAUCAGCAUUGAGUGACGAUUUGCAGAGUGCGCUGGGCUUUCUGACCAACCCCAAGCGCUUCAACGUGGCCAUUACGCGCUCCAAAGCAUUGCUGCUCAUCAUUGGAAACCCCCACGUUCUCAUUAGGGAUACAUGCUACAGGGCACUGAUUCACUAUUGCUUCACCAACGGGGCAUAUCUGGGCUGCGACCCCCCCUCCCUACAUUAGAGACUCUCAGAUGUAAGCGUGUUCCAUCCUCUUAGAUUCCACAUGAUUACUAUUAUAAUAACAGGGAUACAUGUCAUUAUUUAUAGUAAACAGUACAACCUUAAACAUACCCACGCACACAGGCUUAACAUACAAUGAGUAACAAGGCCACACUGGAAAAAAAAUAAAAGUUGAAUUAUGGGAAAAUAAAUGUACAGUAUUUUAUGAGUAAAGCUCAAAUUAUACAGAAACUUUUUAUGAGAAUUAAUUGGAUUUAAUUCACAAUUUUUGCCGAAAUGACUGAAAAGUCGUCCCACAUAAGACUUAGGAGAUCACCUCUCUGCCCUUAAGUACAGUGGACCCCUGCUACUCGGAGGGGAUAGCAAAAUCUGCGAAUAAUUGAUGCCUAUUAUAAUAGCCAUUAAAAUAGAUAGAUAGAUACAUACAUAGAAUUUGAGAAAAACAAUCCAGAAAACUGUCAAUAAGCAGAGCAUCAUAAAUCUGGGUAUAAUUGAAUAUUUUGCAUAUUACAACUUAAUACUACAAAAUGUUUGCACUUUUUCUUGCAACAUUCUUGUGGUGCUUUUUUUUCACCAGGCUGGCACUUUUCUGGUAAUAUUAUGACUUGUGAUAGAUAAAGCUACUUUUCUUGUAACAUCACAACUUGUUGAUGUGAAAAUACAACUUUUAACUUGUGCAACAACCUUUUAGUUCAACUUGUUUUUCUCUCAAUAUGGCUCUAUUCUCGUGAAAUUGAGACAUUGUAAAAAUACGACUUGUCAAAGUUCUUAUCAUUGAACCUUUAUACUGCUGAAGUAAUUGUCUCGCUGAACAUUCAUACAUUUCAUGUUAUUGUGGUUACAGUCUGCACACUUGUUUCUGAAAGUGUAUAAGGAUCAAGAAGAAAUACUACACAAGAUUAAAGCCAUUUUACAUUUGCCUGUUUGUACAUUACAAGUCUUAAUAUUACAAGAAUACAGCUUUUUUUUCCAAGUAUACAACUUAGUUCUCACAAGUUUACAAAUUAAUCGUACUCAUUUAAAAAAACAUUUUUUAUUUGAAUCUAUCAUCCGUGUGGCCCAAAUGGCCAUUGUAGUUGUCUGAAGCUCUUGAGCUCCAUUUUCCAGAGCUGCAUUGAAUCACAGUGCUGCAUGACACAUGUUCCUGCAGUCGGCUUCUAAAUUAAGUUCCUCUUUCUGUUUCCUUUGUUUGCCAAGUGAGUGAUCAACAUCAACUCUAAUACUGCUUUGCUUUUCUGUGAGAGAGCAAUGGAUGAUCGGCGGCUACAAAUAAAGA
Messenger RNA from Phycodurus eques (leafy seadragon), 4515 nucleotides. RefSeq names its product RNA helicase Mov10l1-like. NCBI's taxonomy places the organism in Eukaryota, Metazoa, Chordata, Actinopteri, Syngnathiformes, Syngnathidae. Gene Ontology annotation, molecular function: helicase activity. The record is from RefSeq and is a predicted model, not a curated record.